This is a messenger RNA of Ostrea edulis (European flat oyster), 3773 nucleotides long. RefSeq lists its product as uncharacterized. Lineage: Eukaryota; Metazoa; Mollusca; Bivalvia; Ostreida; Ostreidae. The transcript has 8 exons. The coding region runs from base 1136 to 3139 and encodes 667 amino acids. The record is from RefSeq and is a predicted model, not a curated record. Gene Ontology annotation, molecular function: protein binding.
AAAGAUUUCUUUAUUAUCAAUCAAAUCAAUGUACAUAUUUCCAGAAUAAGCAUCGCCCCAUACAAGUUUUAGAUGUAACAGCAUCAGCUUUGCUCACCUCCGUUCAUUGAUCAAAAUCUGAACAUAACUGACUUAAGAGUUGUAGUGACGGAAGAAAGCUCCCCGAAAAAAAAACUAGAUGGGAGAACUUUGUAAUCUUUAGAAGUGAAAGUACUAAAAAUAUAUAAUUUUUAUUACAAAAUUAAAUUAUUCACCUAAAAAAUGCGAAAUAUAAGACAUUACACUCAUAUUAAAAAAAUAUUCUAGAAGAAAAUACUCUGUAUUGUUGAAAAAGCAGAUGAGCAUAGAUGUUAACAUGAAUAUUUCGUUUUAAUGUUUCGUUUUGAAGUUCGUUAGUUGUGAAAGAUCGAUUAAAGGCUUCAGAGUUUCGGGGUUUUAUGAAUUCCCUCUCAGAGACGUAAUAAAAGUCACUAAAACCGACACAUUCUUAAACUAUGGGAAGUUUAGAAUAUACAGAAGUAGUGUUGUCAUUCCGAUACCACACGGCCGACUGCUUUGUUUGUCUGCUUUACGUCCCAUCGAUUAUUUUUCACUCAUUCUGAGACGUUACCCGUUGUAGGUGAAGUGCUACAAUUAGACCUAUGCUUAACGCUCAGGGUCGUAGCAAUGAGACUUCUUUAACCAGCCAACGCCUGCCGCGACACGGGACAUACUGCGCACAUGCAAAGUUAUUAUUUUAUAUUCUAUAGGGCGGUCAGUUUACUACACUGGGUUGUUAUCAGAUUUCUAUAGGCCAAUCACGAAGGUUCUACAAUUUUUUUUAAUAUUUGCCUGUUGAUCACGAAGUCUGAGUAAAAUGAAAUACAUGUAGAUAUGUUUCGAAACAUCACGCAGCUGCCUUAACACGUGACACGUUUUUUACAUAUAAAUUCAAUGACGAUGACAAAAUUACGGACAACCCCAUUUUAAAGUUCCAUGUACCAGUAUAGUGUAUAUAAGUGAUUAUUUUAUGGCAUUUAGCUAUACGUUCGUAUUUCCUGCCACGUGACAUCCAAUUAAUUUACAAUUUUAAUAACGUAAACAAAUACGGAAGUAAAUACAUGUAGAUAUAGUUUGCAUUUGGUCACUAUAGACUAUGGCUGAUUUUGUGGGUCGUGUGAAGGAAAUAGAUAAUAUUACUGACAUCUUAUGCUCCCCUUCAUCUACAAAAAGUGCAGUCAUUUUGUAUGGAACGAAAGCAGUAGGCAAAUCCUCGGUAGCUCGAGAAGUUUGCAAGAGUAUGGAGGAUUUGGAAGUACACUGGGUGGACUUAACACAUAUUGGAGAGGCAAUCAAAAUUCUUGAACCUUUAGUGAUCACGAUUCUAAACGAAAAUCAUCUAAUUAUCGAUGAAGAGAACGUCGAUGAUUUAUUUGAUGACUUGCUGGAAAGACUAUGUUGCAGACUUACAGGGCCCGAGAAAAAACACCUCAUUGUAUUUGACAAUAUGGAUGAGGUAUUAGAAAGAAAAUUGUCAACGUACAUGACAAAGAUGAUUCAUACCCUUGCUUGUGUUGAUGGCGUACGAAUCUUGGCUACAUCAACGAUAAAACUUGAAGUCAAACAUCCUUAUGUACUGGAAAUGGCACUAGAACCAUUAUCAAUCAAAGACUCUGAAAACCUGCUUCACAAACUUUGCCCCUGUUUGAAUCGGAAUGAAAUGUUUUACAAAGUAAUAGACCUGUGUGAAGGGUUACCACUUGUUCUUAAAAUGACAGCGAGUGAAAUUGAUGCAGGGGAGCUCACCGUGGAUGAAAUAGUGUGUUUACUGAGUCAGUGUCGACUGAAAUUUCUCAGCCAGGAGUUUUAUCCAAGUACAGACCGACUGGGACCAGUGUAUCUCGCUUUUUUACGACGACUCUCAAAACCUCUGCAAGAUAAAUUGUCCAUGAUCAAUUAUAUCCCAGGUACCUUUGAUGAAAAGGAAGCUGUAGGAAUGAUGGGACGUGAAGACUCCUCCACUAUUGGGCACCUGGAAGCAGCAAUAAAACAUCAUGUUAUUCACAAGUACGGAAUUCACAAAAGAUUGGACAUUCAUGGAAUUUUACGAGAUUGCAUAUCCGAGUUCAUGGCAAUCAAGAACCUACCGUUGGUACGUACUAGAUUUUGUAAGGUAUUUUCUGAGAUCCUUCGGGAGUUGGAUGAAAAGUCUCGUACCUCUGACUACCAGGUGGCGCUCUGUCGAUUGAAUCAGGAGCAGCAGAACUUCAAUAAGCUGUUUAAAGAUGUCUUCCACUGCACUAGCGACACCUAUCAUAUUUUUGUCAACAUUGCCUCCUAUCAAUAUAACAUGUCCACGUCAGCUUUUAUGUUUAAUUCACCUGAUUCAUAUGAAAUGGGGAUGGUUUUCUACGAAGAAUGUUUACGCCUAACUCGAAAACACGGGAAUGAUUAUGACACAUCAAAAGUACUUAAUGGUUUAGGACGUGUGGUGACAAAUAUAAAGGAAGAUCACGUUCUUGGUGAGCGCCAUUACAGGGAAGCCUUACGUAUCAGACAGCGACAUCACAAACAACAGGACUACUUCCUGGCGUUCCUGUAUCAGAGCCUGGGUUGGAACCUAGGAUGCCAGGGAAAAACACUUGAUGCUAUAUUGUUCCUCGAGAAAGCCCUUAAGAUUGAACUGGAACUUGGGAUGUACACAGAAAAUCUAAUCUUGAAUACACUUCAAACGCUAGCUCUCUUUCAUCUGGAUUUAGAUCAUAUAGACGAUGGUGAAAAGUACCAAAUGGAAGCUUUUCGACGCAGACGACUGGCCAUAGGGACAGACAUGCACCCAAUCAUGGGUUCCAUGAUGAACAAUGUUGGUGAAAUGUAUGAAAAGAAGGGUGAUUUUGAAGAAGCAGAAAGCUAUUUUCGACGUGGACUAGAAAUAAAAACGCAUACGAACGCUGCAGUGAAAAGUAUUGUGUUAUCGGAAAUAAACUUGGCAAACCUACUGACGGAUACCGGACGGGCAGACGACGCCCUGGAUGUCCUGCAUUGUAGCAUGAAUCGGAUGGGAAAAUUCAGUGGUAUCUUUGAAGAUACACAAUCUCUUGUUCAUGAAAGUUUUGGUAGAGCAUUUAGGGAAAAAGGAGAAAAUAUAGAUCAGCCAUGAAAUCGUUUCGAGACGCCAUUGGCCGUCAUGGCGACAGUUGUGCACGUGAUUUCGGGGUAAUUGGUUUGCAGUGUCGAUUGGCGGAGAGCCUAACAUGUCUUCACAAAUACAAGGAAGUAAUAAAUAUAAUCAAAUAUUCUUUAAACCAGAAGGAUGCUGCAAUUAAGCACAAUCCGUCAUCAUUGGUAGUGCUUCGUUGCUACAAAAUCCUCAGAAACGCACAGAUUGAAUCCGAUUGCAUCUGGGAUGCGCAGGAAUCAUACAAGAAAGGAUAUAUAGAAUUCAUACGCUUAAAAAACUUAUUUGAAAAUCUCGAUAAGGAAAAUUGUCUUUUUAAACUUCAGACUGAAUGGGAUAUUGUACAAACUAAUGAUGUUUUAGAGAAUGAUACUGUUCAUGUACACUCUAUGUUCCUAUAGCCAUAAGAACUGGGGACAGAAAGGACAAAUUUUCUGUCACAUGCUAGCCAAAACUUUAACCAAGUUGCAUGAAAUACAGCCAUCCUGGUACACGCUAGAUUGGAACUGGAUAAUAAAUAUUAUGUUGUUGAGAUAUUCCACGCAGACUUUAAAUGGUCUUAUUCUGUCCCAUUUUUAUUGACGCCCCUUAUCUUCGUAUAAAAACCAGCAAGUUA